CUAAGACGCUUGUUUGAAAACCAAUCGUUCCUUAAACUGCGCAUGCGUAUUAGAUGUAAACAACUAGCGCUUCCGUUUGAAAUCUGUGACAGGAAAAAACGAUAUUUUUGUAAAUUUCGCUUAUAGACUAACUACUUAUAAAUAUCAUGGAUACAACAGACUCGGGAUAUCUCAAACUGGACCAAGAGUUUGACCGAUACCUUGCAGAGAUGAAGCCACAUGUGCUCAAACUGCCUCAUAAAACUGAUCGCCAGAAAUGUGCUGUAUGGAUUAAGAAACUAUGUGAGCCAACAUCUGGUUUAUCAGGAAGGAAGAACAGAAACAUGUAUGGUCAGCUGAUGUUACACAUGUUGAAGAGAGGUGUGUUAGAGGGACCAUUUACCAGUAAACCCCAGGACGGACCUCUGCCUACACUUCCUGCUUACAUGUCUAUAUAUUUGGAAGAUCAAACAGAGAGGAGCUUUAGUGAGACUAAUCAGGUUCCUGACUGGGUGAAUGGUGAAUUAACAACAACAGCAGGAAGUUCCUUGUUCAGGUCAACUAUAGGAAACCCUGCAGCACAUUCUACAUGGAGAUCUCCUCCUAACUCUCCUUCAAGGAGACCUCACACAGCUCUAGGUAUAGAUUCCGAGAAGGACUUUCUAGCCUCCUCCUCUCCACGAAAAGAUUUUCUCAGUCGACCAGACCCAGCUCCUUAUGCUUACGAUGACUUGAGUGUGGUUGGCACAAAAAGGAAUCCUCGAUCAGGAUUUAACUACCAUUCAGAUGAUGAAGACAGUAUACUAGGGGGACUAAAGUUAAAAAGAAAAGAUGGGAGAGGCCGGAGAUCCCCAGAUUUCACAUCCAAGGCUGAGACAACUGGCUGGUCAGAAGCCACAGCUGCCACAUCUACUACCUCAAAUCCUUAUCUCAAAGGUAUUACAUACACAGAUGAUUCAACCUUACCUCCAAAAAGCAGCAAAGAGGGUGUUGAUAUGAAAGUAAAGAUGGUUGAAGCCAAAUUUCAUGAGGAGAAACUUCGACUUCAGCAGAAACAUGAUGCUGCUGUACAGAAAAUUCUGGACCGUAAAAAUGCCGAAAUAGAAGAUGUUAAAGUUCAACACAGAAAUAAGAUGAAAGAAAUGGAGGAUCAUAUGACAAAGAUGGAAAAGAAAAUUCAGAAUUUACUGAAGGAGAGCCAGCAGAUGCAGGACACGAAGGAUCGACAGAUAGCCGAGAUGAAAAACCUGGUGGAGGAAACAAAUACCACAAAGAGACAGGAGUUUGAGAAAAAGAUAAAUGAUAUAGUGUCAGAAUUCGAACAGGAAAAGUUUGAUAUGCAGAAACAGCAUACAAAGAAUAUACAGGAGAUUUUAGAUGACACAAAUGCUCGUCUACAGAAAAUGGAGAGAGAAUAUAGUCAGCAGACUACAUCCACGCAAAAUGUGAUCAAGGAGUUGGAAGCAAGAGUUCAACAACUGAUGAAUGAGACAGAAAAUAUCAAGAAAUCUCGAGCACAGCUGGAGAAAGAGAAGACUGAAGCAGACUCUAGGAUUGAAAGAUUCAAGUCAGAGUUACGAACACAGCAAGACAAGAUGUUAUCAAUGGAGCAGGACCACCAGCGAUCCCUGGAGCAACAUGACCAGGACCUGAGAGGGUUGCAGCGGAAAACAGAGUCCAACAUUGAUUUUCUCAAGCAAGAACACAACAUGGCUCAAACCAAGGGACGUUAUUUUAAGGCUGCCGAGACUGUGUCCGAGUUGGAGAGUCAUAUUGACCAGCUGAAGCGUAACUUGAAGGACGCGGAGGAACAGCGCCAGAGACAGAUCCGAGAACUUGAGCAGGUCCAUAAACAGGAUAAAUUCCACAUGGACACUCUACAUGAAAAACAGUUGUCGUCUGCUAAGAAAGAGAUUGAUCAGCUGGAUGCAGAUCUUCAUAAGAAAAUCAAAAAUUUGGAACAGAUUGUCAGGGAUAGGGAAGAUGAAAUCAAGAGACUGUCAGAGAAGAAUCGCCACCAAGCCGAGGAGUCAGAGAAGGCAUUAUCUGCCUUCAAGGAACAGGUUGACAAAAACCAGACGCGUAUGUUUGAUGAUAUGAAACAGCAGAUGGCUCGUGUUGAAUCAGAUCUCAACAAAUCCAAGCUCGCAAGAGAAAAACAGGCCAAGGAGUUUAAUAGACAGAUUGAUGAGGAAAAGGCAAACCAUAAUAGAGAGGUGAUGGAAUUGAAGAUGUCAUUUGAACAAGAGAAAGCAACAAUGUUGAAAGAUUUCCAUCUACAGAAAGAGUUUAUCCACGGUGAACACGAGAAGGAGACGGAGAAUCUCAAAUCAUUACACAAACAGGAGGUCACAGAUCUCGAGAGAAGGAUGCAUCUGAGACAAGAAAAAGAUGCCAAGAAAAUUGCGAGUCUAGACCUACGAGAGCAGGAGUUACGAGAAGAAGUUGUGCAGUCGAACCAGUUGAGGAAACAACAGUUAGUGGAGCUUGGUUUGCUGCGUGAGGAGGAGAAACAGACCAUGCAAAGGGAACAGGAAACUGAGAUGAACAAACUUAGAUCUGAGAUGGAACAGCAAAGGUUAGAGUUACAGAAGACACAUAGUACAGAAAUGGAACAUGUUCUUGGAAAGACAAAUGACAGAUUGAAACAGAUAGAAAGAGAAUAUUCAGAGAGAGCUCAGAAAUCAGCAGAUACCAUAUCAGAAUUACAUGCCACUAUCAAUCAGCUCAGGGGAGAUAUGAAGAAACAAAGAGAGUCAUCAGACAAUAAGUUGUCAGAGCUGGUCAGUAAAUAUGAUGAAGAGAAGAAAAUUUUGAAGAAACAUUACAACUCCAAUCUGUCUACUGUACAGAAGGAGCUGGAAUCUAAGUAUACCAAGAUUCGCCAGUUAGAGCGGCAACUUGACCAGCAGGAGACAGAUCAAGACGAAAAGAUAACCCAUUUGAAGAUGUCAUUUGAAGAGAAGAUGAGAGGAUUAAUGCCAAGCUCUAUUAGAACGGAACUUGAAAACACCAUAGAAUCGUUGAAAUCCCAGAUUUCAUCAUUGCAGCAGAAGUGUACAUUGCUCCAGGAAGAAUUAGAUAUGCAGAGUAAAUUUCCACUUGGUACAUUUAGUACUAGAACAAGUUCUCCAAUCAAAUCCUCCUCGUGAUGAUGUUUUGUGACUAGAAAAUAUAUAUAUGUAUGUAGGCAGCAUGCACUUCAAAUGUUGACUUUAUUAUUACAUUCACUGAAGCUGAAAUCUUGCCAUUUCUUUUUGAAAAUGUUUUUUUUUUUAUGUCUUGUCGUAGACAUAGUCUUUAUUGGAUGUUAUGUUUUAUCAAACUGGUUAUAAAAAAAUCUGAACUGUUUGUUUAUAAUUCAAUACGAUCAUCAUUGUUGUGCUUUAAGACAACUUUGAACUAUUAGAGCACUCUAAAAACUCAGCUAAAUCAUGAGAUGCAAUGGACCUGACACUUAAUUCUUAAGUGAGGAGGUUUUAAGGACAAUGAUUUAUAAGAGAGGAAACCAUUGGUAUUAAUAUUAUACUAGUUACAGUAAUUCCCAUGUAAUGCAGCUCUAGCGUAAUUAUGCAGUUAAACGUUUAAUGACCUUUGUUUAUAGUAAGUUGUGUAAUGCAGUGCUAUAAUAAUUUACUCAUCUGCCAGUCAUCCUCUCCCAGAAGUGAAAUAAUGAAGUCAGUGUUAGAAGUGUAGGACCAAUUUGACUGUGAUAAUCAUGUUUAUAAAUUAUUUUAUUAUGUAGAUUUGACUUUAUAUUAUAUUUAUGAAUGUGCUAUGGAUAAAUGCCUUCAGGCAAGAGAUAUACCAAGGUACUAAAAUGAGAGAAAAUGUGUGCAGUUCAUUACUGACAGCAUGAGAACACUGUAGACAAGAUUUAAAGACAUUUUAUGUAAAUAUUUGUAACAAGGUAGUGCACACUGUAAUGAUACAAAGUUUUAGGAAUAAGCUAUGGUUGUCUAAUGCUAAGAAUAGCAUGUCCAUAGAGUGUGUGAGGAGCGUUACACGUUUUAUUCCCUCUUAUAAACAGACUCAUUCAAACAGAGUCUACUAUUAUUCUGUGUUCUAUGCCUCAAAAGGAUCUAAGCCUUAUCAAUUUAAUUAUUCUUCCAUAAACCCUGGAUAAGCAAGAAAGUUUGGAAUAUAUGACUUUGAGAGAACAAGUAAAUUUGUUGUCUUGGAAACAUGCCAGUCCUGUUAGGACAUUUUCAAUAACAUAAAAUCAAAGGGGUUGGGGAAGAGUAAAACCUGAUGUUUCUUCUUGUUUGGUAAGUUCAGAUAUUUUCAGUAUGUGAAUGAUUUUCCAAGUGUCUGCUACUUGGUUUUGACAGUAUUUAAGUAUUUGUUAGUUUGUUAGGUAAAAGUGAAUGUUUUGAAGAUAUUUUAUUAUAAAAUCAAAAUGUUCAAAAGCAACACCUUCCCAUUUUAAAUACCCAUUUAAAGAUCCUUAUUUUACGAUUAAUGCAGAUUGACCUUAGAAACUUCAUGACUUCUACUGUAUGACAGAAAUGUAGGUUUGCUAUCAAAUAAUCCUGGCAGUAGUUUACUACUUUUCCUGAACAUGCCAAAAAAAAUGUUAAACCAGAGAAAUUUGAUAAACAGUAAAAACUCUGUUCUAAUAUACACUGAAGUAAUAUAGAAUAUGAUGAGAAGAUAUAAAGUUUCUUUCUACCAUAAUAAAAAAAUGAUAGAGAUAUACUUAUUAUAACAUCGGAUUGUGUUGCAUCUUGAAGUUUGUUGAAACUUGCCUUUUUGGGCACAAUGUAAUGAGAUUGAGGACAAGCAAUCAUCAUAAUAGUUUCAUUUAUUAUGCAAUUUACAUUUCACCUUGAAAAAUCAUUGUAAAUAAAUGUGCUUUCAUAAGUAACCAUGUAUUUGAAACCAUUGAACCAAAUGUAAGCACUUUUUGUUGAAUAUAUGGAUAUUGUUUAUUUUCAGUAUUGCUUAUUCAUAAUAUUGUUUCCACAUUCACGUUUUGCAGUGAAAAAUCAUGCAUGAAAAUGAUACAUGACCUCUUAAAGACUAUGAAUUAUUGAUACAAAAUGUUUGUAAUGCAUAUAUUAAUUUGACUUUACUGUGUGGAUAAUAUUUUUUAAGACAUAAUGAUAUUUUUGUGUGAAGAUCUGAGAAAAGAUUAUAUUUUUGCCUGUUUUAACUAGAUAUUUUUCGUUUCUUUAUAACUGCAUUUAAGUCUUAUUUUUAUCAUAUUUUUGUCUUUUGGCAACUUCAUUUGUUAAGUAUUGCACUGUCUUAUAUUGUGUUUGUAUUUUAAAAGGAAUUAAAGAAUGUAUAAAGAUGCCAUAUUGAGUCUGUGUCACAGUUUUACUGUAAUAAGUGCAUUCAGUUAGUGUAAGCUAGUUAAAGUUUUCCGGCAGUAUAUUCAUGGGUAAUUUAAUACGAGUUUUUUCAUCAUUUAGCAGGAAUGAAAUUGUUUGAUGUCAUAUACUAAUGUGCCUUGUAGCCUGUAUGAAUUGAUCAUGGUAUAUCAGAUAAAUAGUAAUUAUCCUUUGUGAAUUUCCUCUUCGUAACUCUUGUGAGGUGAUUACAAUUGAUUGUCUUAUAAUUAUGAUGGUCAUGAUUAUGUUGCAGUCAUGACCGAUUUAGACUGUUACCAUCAUAGAACUUCCACACAAAAAGGAGAGUUUUGUGAAUUUGAAAUUAUGAAUACAUCAGUGGGCAGUGAUCAUUUUUUUUUUUUAUAGAAUAGUACAUUUUUUUAAAAUGCAGUUCAGUCAAAUUAAAAUGUAAUAAUUAAACCCCUUGAUACAUAGUAUAUAUGGGCUAUAUUUGAGUAACUUAUGCCUGUCUGUACUUUGAGACCAAUUCAUAUCUUCUAAACCACUUGGAAGAUUUUCAUAUGUUUACCACAUCAAAACUACAUGCAGAGCACAUGACCUAGGUCACAGCGUCUAAGGUCAAGGUCAAUUGUAUUGAUAGCUCUAGUUUUUUUUUUAAUUCUAAGUUGAAAGAUAAUUGUAACAGUGAUAAGGUAGGAUGCAGACAGGGCUCUGAUUAAAUACCCAUUUUGUUUUAACAGUAGGUAGAUCACAUCUAUAAGAUUUGUUGUGAAUAUGUUUUCAUUAAUGAAUUUCCUGGUAUAGAAACCAUACUUUAUUUGCUUACAUUGAUUUCAAUAUUGCAAACAUGUCAGAGAACCAAUUUAAUUUGGUUGAUUUAUUUGGCAACAGUUGAUCCUAAUCUGAGCCGUGCCAUGAGAAAACCAACAUAGUGGGUUUGCGACCAGCAUGGAUCCAGACCAGCCUGCGCAUCCGCGCAGUCUGGUCAGGCUCCAUGCUGUUCGCUUUUAAAGCCUAUUGGAAUUGGAGAAACUGUUAGCGAACAGCAUGGAUCCUGACCAGACUGCGCGGAUGCGCAGGCUGGUCUGGAUCCAUGCUGGUCGCAAAGCCACUAUGUUGGUUUUCUCGUGGCACGGCUCAUCUGAUUAAGCAAUAUCUAGGUGGUUGUAUAUAUGGAUAAAUUCAUUAUGUUUCUUUUGUAAACAGGCAAGCGUGACCUUUAUAGAAAUAACAUACUGAUUGUUUUUGUAAAAGUGGAAGAAAUUCAGAGAGAAAACCUUCAGCAGACAUGCAAUAAUACUACUUCUGUCUGGAUAACAAAGUUGUUGACAUGAAGUAUAAUUGGUAGAACAUUUUAUAUGAUAUAUAUAUGUAUAUUUAUGUAAUGUUAUUUGUAACAUGUUUACAUAAAAUUAAAACAAUGUCAGCCAA
This is a messenger RNA of Mercenaria mercenaria, 6707 nucleotides long. RefSeq names its product centrosomal protein of 112 kDa-like. Lineage: Eukaryota; Metazoa; Mollusca; Bivalvia; Venerida; Veneridae. Bases 147 to 3131 code for a protein of 994 amino acids. The record is from RefSeq and is a predicted model, not a curated record. The transcript has 31 exons.